UUGCUACUGUAGCCGAAGCGCCCAUCUCAGGCCCCCACUCUAAACUUCUAUUUAUUCUCCCCCGUUCCCUCCCCCAUUUUCUACACUCAAACUUCCUCUUAUUCCUCUUCCUGAGUUUUUCUCUCUACCUCUUCCUUUGAAGUCUCACAAACUCACUGAAAAUGGCUCUCAUUGUGUUGUUCUUGGUGGGUUUUCUGUCAAUGGUCUCAUUUGUUCAUGGGUAUGGUGGAGGAGGGUGGAUCGAUGCUCAUGCCACCUUCUAUGGGGGUGGUGAUGCCUCUGGCACAAUGGGAGGGGCUUGUGGGUAUGGAAAUUUGUACAGCCAAGGGUAUGGUACAAACACUGCGGCACUGAGUACAGCUCUGUUCAACAGUGGGUUAAGUUGUGGGUCGUGCUAUGAGAUUAGGUGUGCGAAUGACCCCAAAUGGUGCUUGCCUGGCUCCAUUGUGGUCACAGCCACUAAUUUCUGUCCCCCAAACAAUGCCUUGCCAAACAAUGCAGGGGGAUGGUGUAACCCUCCACAGCAACACUUUGACCUCUCCCAGCCUGUCUUCCAACACAUUGCCCAAUACAAAGCUGGUAUUGUCCCUGUCUCUUACAGAAGGGUACCCUGCACGAGAAGGGGAGGCAUAAGGUUCACAAUCAAUGGCCACUCUUACUUCAACUUAGUCCUUAUAACCAACGUUGGUGGUGCCGGUGAUGUCCAUGCAGUGGCCAUCAAAGGGUCCAGGACUGGUUGGCAAUCAAUGUCAAGGAACUGGGGGCAAAACUGGCAGAGCAACGCCUACCUCAACGGACAAAGCCUCUCAUUUAAGGUCACCACAAGCGAUGGUCGCAGCGUGGUGUCCAACAAUGUUGCCCCAGCUAGCUGGUCCUUCGGGCAGACCUUCAGUGGAGGACAGUACCGAUAGUUGAUAGAGACCUAUUCCCUUUGAGUUAAACUUAGUUGUCUUGUCUUUAAUAGUUGUACCCAUAUUUUGCUAGGUAUAUAGAUACUAUAUAGUCACUUAAUAUUAGUAAUGUGACUAUUACUAGUAUUUUAGUUUAUAUAUAUAUUGUGGUCAGUCUUGGCCUCUAGGGUGUCAAAAAAUGAGAAGGGACUUAUUUUAAAUGGCCCUUUCAUCAUUUUUAAUUUGAUUGUAGGGUACCCUAUUAAUGGGACCUCUUCUUGUUAAGGCAGGAGGAGAAGGGCAGAGGUGGAUUUUAAUCACCCGCCAGUACUGAGUGUUUCUUUUGCUCUGUUUGGAGUAUGUUUUUAUUUUUUUUUUUGUUUGUUUUUUUUGGGCUUGGAAGGUCAUAUAUUUUGUAAUCAGAUUCUGCUGAGAAAGUGUUCUGUGAUUUGUA
This is a messenger RNA of Camellia sinensis, 1344 nucleotides long. RefSeq names its product expansin-A1. Gene Ontology annotation, biological process: plant-type cell wall organization. Gene Ontology annotation, cellular component: extracellular region. The record is from RefSeq and is a predicted model, not a curated record. Lineage: Eukaryota; Viridiplantae; Streptophyta; Magnoliopsida; Ericales; Theaceae.